Molecule: messenger RNA, 1524 nt
Organism: Metarhizium album ARSEF 1941
Lineage: Eukaryota; Fungi; Ascomycota; Sordariomycetes; Hypocreales; Clavicipitaceae
Exons: 3
Coding region: 1-1524 (507 amino acids)
Source: RefSeq, a predicted model, not a curated record
AUGGACGUGCCUGAAAAGCGCCGCGGUGGCGGUCACGCACUGCGUACUGGCUCCAGACGCAGCAACCACUCAACGUCGUCCACGUCAGGCACCACCGCAGCCGUCAAUACAGACUCUACCAGCGGCAGCGGCAGCGGCAGCAACAGCAACAGCAACAGCAGCAGCAUGCCGGUGAUGCCUCCCCGCGCAGCAAUCCUCAGCAAUCACAACAAUAACAGCAGCAGCAACGCAGCCCUGCCCGAAGAUUGCCACGAAAACACGUCCGGCGGCGGCGUGUUCGUCGCCGACAAGGACAAGGACGGGUCUUGCGGCCCCGCGGGGUCAGCAUCCGUCAGAUACACCGCUUCCUCGUCCAAAGAGAAGCAAAAGGAGCGCGGUGCGGCGCUGAUGCGGGAAAAGGACGAGCGCAUAGCCCAUCUCCAAGGGGAAAUGGACAUCAUGGAGCGCGAGUUCCAGCGCGAGCUGGAUAGACUGAGUCAAAACGAGAGCGAGACAGCUACCUUUUGGCAGGCGAAGCAUAGCGCCUUGAAUCAGCAGUACCUGCGGACGGAUACGGAGCUGCGGCUCCUCCGGGCCGAGGUUGACGUGCAAGACGCGGAGAGGGACGAGUUGCGGCAGGGGUGGGAGGUGCUGAGGAGGGAGCUGCAGGAGCGAAAUGACGAGGUGAGGGGGCUGAGGAGCCAGAUCCGAGGGCUGAAGCAGUUUGUGAGCACGAGCACGAGGACGGAUGGGCAGACGAGCGAUGAGGUUUUCGGGGACGGCAUGGCGCGGCUGGGAAACGGGCUUCAGAAUUGGGUCAUUACGCAUUUCCGGAGGACAAAACUGGUCGACUUUGCAAAAGUGGACGAGGCAACGCUCGCCGAGCUUGGUGAACUGGUCCCCAUGUAUGAGGCGCUUGCCCAAAUGGCAAAGGUGCACUUGCUACAGUCGGUGGUGUCCAAAAUCUUGGUACAAAUGGUCUUCAAUACCUACUUUGUGGGCUUGUCAGACGACCAGACGAGGUGCUUUCGCCAGAUGGAGGAGCUCUUGUCCUGUUUCUCAGCCACGGACGAGUCGAUAAAUCAAUGGCGCGCGUCCACGCUCGCCCUUGUUCGACGCGACGCCCCUCGACUCCUGCAGUCUUGUACUGCGGAGUACGUCGAGAGCGUGAUUUCUCGAAUAAAUCGGAUAUUGGACUCAAUCACCGACAGCAGCACGUCAUCCGUGCCACCGUCGCGCUCAGAAGCACGAGACUCGGCGCUCCGCGUGCUGGUCAACAAUUCUGUCGAGUUAGCGAGGUUGCUGGCGGCUCAGAAGGCCGUGCUGAGGGUGUACAUGCCCGAGGUGCUCCCCCAUCAAGAGGUCAUGUUUGAGCCGGACACCAUGGAGGACCUAGGCGACGAGGACGAGGAGGCUCUCGUCAGAAGGGACGUCUGGUGUGUCGUGUUCCCGGGGGUGAUCAAGCACGGCGACGAGAACGGCGGCCAGUUGCAGUUUCGAAAUGUCAUUGCCAAGGCAAGGGUCCUGUGUAGCCCCGAGUGUUGA